Messenger RNA from Apis mellifera (honey bee), 1429 nucleotides. Its product is annotated as keratinocyte proline-rich protein. Lineage: Eukaryota; Metazoa; Arthropoda; Insecta; Hymenoptera; Apidae. The record is from RefSeq and is a predicted model, not a curated record. The coding region runs from base 129 to 827 and encodes 232 amino acids. The transcript has 2 exons.
UCUCCUUAACUUCCUACUCCGCAACAAUUUCAUCGGCACGCUCGAGUUGGCCGUUGGACUGGCCGUUGCGUCCCCUAUAAAAGCGAGGGUAGACCAUCGUGGGACCAGUGUGCUCACUGUCGGCCAACAUGAACAGCACAGAGAAGCUGAAAAUCUUACUUAUCUGCGGCCUGGUCCUCUCGGCCAUGGCCGAGGAGACGAAAAAAACGGCGGAGUCGAGCGCUCAACCAAAGGAGGAGAAGACGAAGCGCGGGUUGGAGCUUAGCUUGGGCGAUCACGGGUUCGGAGGUGGUUUCGGCGGCGGAGGUGGAGGAUUCGGAGGCGGAUUGGGAGGCGGAUUGGGAGGCGAGCACAUAUCCACCGAUCACAUCAAGGCAGUCACGGUCACAAAGACCGUCCACGUGCCCGAACCUUAUCCGGUUGAGGUCACGAAACACGUACCCGUCCCGGUCAGCGUGCCGGUCAAAGUCCCGAUCGACAAGCCAGUCCCCGUCCACGUGCCCCAACCUUACCCGGUCACGGUCGAGAAGCAUGUGCCCUACCCGGUCGAGAAGCCUGUACCGUAUCCCGUCAAGGUGCCGGUCAAAGUGCCGAUAAAAGUACCUUUGCCGGUCAAGGUGCCGGUCAAGGUGCCUGUCACGGUACCAAAACCAGUGCCCUACCCUGUCAAGGUGCCUGUGGUCGUGAAGGAGCCUGUACCGCUUAUAGUUAAGGAGCACGGAGGAGGAUUCGGCGGAGGAUUCGGCGGCGGAGGAUUCGAAGGUGGGCUCAGCUUAGGCGGCGGCCACGAUUUCGGAGGCGGUUUCGGAGGUCACGAACAUUACUGAACCAAAGACUCGGCGGUGCAUCGUAGUCUUUCACUUUCGUACGUUUCGUUCGUCGAUCGGGACGAGACACGGUAAUUCUUUCGUAAAUUCUUUCUUCUUCAAAAUCAUUCGAGACUGGUUUGCUGGUCGUGAACGUGAACAGGACCGAUCGGCGAGGAAACGUAGUGUACCUUGUUAGACGUCGGUCGAAAUGUACCAAUAUUGUAUUCAUCAUCCGUGAUCCCCAACAUCGUCAAAUUGUAUUUUAUUGUACGAUAUGUUUAUUUCUUUUUCUUUUUUUUAUGAACGAAUAAAGCGAUAUUUUUUUAUACAUAACAAACAAACCGAUUAUAUAAUGUUAGGAGACAUUGCAAGAUUGCUCGGGAGGGGGAGAAUCGCUUUGACGGGUUACGCGAUCGGAUGGAAUCGAGACUUUCACCGUUUAAUGCGUUACGUUACGGAGGUACACCUGUUCUGUAACCGAAGUUGUCAGCGGGAUAAAGAUAUAUCAUACGAUCUAUACGUUUUCUAUCUACUGCGUAACGCCUAGCGCGGCGAAUUAAUAGAAAGGGGAAACGAAACGAACGUCGAUCUGCAUAAAAAUUAUCCGUAUUGCAUUAUUA